Messenger RNA from Dicrocoelium dendriticum, 537 nucleotides. The record is from the annotation of a GenBank genome assembly. Lineage: Eukaryota; Metazoa; Platyhelminthes; Trematoda; Plagiorchiida; Dicrocoeliidae.
AUGGAACAAACUACCGACCAUCUCUAUGCAUACCCCCAACAAGUCUACAGCAAUCUACCAAACUUACAGGCCCCCGACAUAGCUGACCAAUGCUCCCCUUCAAAAUCAACUCUAAUUUACGGAACUGCAAAAGUACCAAGUACUAUCUCCGCAACUACAAAACAUAAGCGAAACACUGCAAUCGGUUAUCCAGAUCCUCAGCAACUCGACGGCCGUUGUAGAUCCACUGGUGUCGGCAUACCGUGCUGCUUUUAUCGAGUUCUUCGCCGCGCUCAAUACAUCUAUGGAUUCCGAGAUGACUCGGUUUACAAGUCAGGUGGUCUCUUGCAGUCGGCUACAUAUCAUCCUGAAAUCCACACUGGAGAUCACGUGUGGCAACACUGGAUUGCCCAACCGAUUGGGUGGAUUUAUGUUCAUUCUGGCUCUUCUAUCCCUUCCAAUGCUCAUCGUUUCCAUCAUCCUCCAAGUAUUCCUGGUUCUGCACGAACAACACUGUAUGCAUGCUGCCAGUUAACGCGGCUGAGGAUCCCAGCUUGA